AUGGCACCGAAGUCGAAGGGACAGCGUGAGGACCUGAAGCAAGAAGAUGUCUUACAAGCGGUUGUAAUUGCAGAUAGCUUCGAUUUGAGAUUUUCACCAAUAUCAAAGAAGAAACCAAGGACACUGCUGCCUGUAGCCAAUGUCCCCAUGCUGGAGUAUACACUGGAGUUCCUGAGUGCUGCUGGAGUACAAGAUAUAUUCAUAUUCUGCUGUCAUCUUGGUGAACAGAUCCGGUCUCAUAUUCGGAACUCUAAGUGGAGUGAUAGCAGCUCUCCUUGUUCCGUGUCCACAGUACUUUCUGAGGGUUGUUUGUCCAUGGGAGAGGCCCUCCGAGAGAUUGAUGCCAAGUCGAUUAUCCGCAGUGACUUUAUUCUCAUGUUUGGGGAUGUGGUUGCUAAUGUCAAACUACAGGACAUCGUUGAACAGCACAAGAAGAGGAGAGAAAAAGACAAAAAUACUGUAAUGACGAUGGUGAUGAAGAAGACACCACCCACUCACUGUACACGAUGUCAUGAAGAUGACCUUGUCCUCGCUAUUGAACAGCCAUCCAGUCGUGUCCUUCAUUACCAGAAACUGGCCUAUCAGACGAAAGUUGACAUACCAGUGGAGGUGAUCACAGAACACAGUGAUGUCAGUCUACGUUACGACCUCCUGGACUGCCACAUCAGUAUCUGCUCCCCACAGGUGCCCCAGCUCUUCACGGAUAACUUUGACUACCAGACACGCGACGACUUUGUCAAGGGUAUCCUCAUUAACGAGGAGAUCAUGGGAAAUAGUAUUUAUGUGAAUGUAAUUUGUGAAGAGUAUGCAGCAAGGAUCUCCAAUCUUAUCAUGUACGACGCGGUCAGUCAGGACAUCAUGAGUAGAUGGACGUAUCCACUAGUCCCUGAUAAUGGUAACAGUACUGAGUCCACCGUGUCGUACGGCCGACAUAACAUCUACCUUAGUAAAGACAUCACUCUGGCAAGGGGCUGUAAGUUGGAGGAGAAUGUAAUGGUCGGUCGGGGGACGUCUGUAGGAAGUAACACAGUCAUAUCACACUCUAUCAUAGGCAAGAACUGUAAGAUAGGUGAGAAUGUGACGAUACGAGGAGCUUACCUGUGGGACAAUGUUGUGAUAGAGGAUGGCUGUGAUAUAGAGAGUUCUUUACUGUGUGACGAUGUGCUGGUAUACAAUGAUGUCAAACUUCAGGCAGGAAACGUCCUGUCAUGGGGGGUCCGAGUAGGACCUGGUGUGACCAUCCCCAGGGCAACAGUGCUUCAAUCCUCACCUGCCGAGGAUGUCGACGAUUUUGGUGAUGAUUUAGAUCCAACAUGUGAUAAAACAGAUACUGUGGUGGAGAGCUGUCCAGACUUUGGCUCUCGUGGUCAAGCAUACGUGUACAACCCCCCAACAGAGAGUGAUGAUGAGGAAGAUGAGGCCCAGGUUCAGGACGUAUGGGGCCUGGACAACAAAACAGAUGAUGAAGAUGAACUCAGCAGUGUUGCCACUGACGACCAGUCGGACCUGUCAUCUGAAGGAUCACUCCCAGACGAUGAAAAAAUGUUUUACCGAGAAGUACUGGACACGUUAGUCAGAGCUAGAGAAGAAAACAUAAGGACAGAAAACUUGAUUUUAGAGAUUAAUUCAUUAAAACAUGCAUAUAACAUAGACAUACAUGAUCUACAUGGUAUGGUUGUGAAGUCAGUGGUUGACCUGGCUAUGAAAGACAAUCCUGAUCAAAGUGGCCACCAACUCCUCACCAGUAUAAAGACACAUAUGAAGAAGCAUAUGCCGUUAAUAAAGAACUACAUAAAGGGGUCAGAAUCACAGCUGGAUUGUCUACACAUGCUGGAGGAGUUCAGUAUAAUGGAGGAGAGGAUGAGUGCAGUUCUGAUGAAGCUAAUACACUACAUGUAUGAGGAUGUGGACUUACUGUCAGAGCAGGUGAUCAUCCGUUGGCACCAGUCCAUACCGGACGAGGAAGGUCAUGUGGAGGUCAAACAACAGAUGCAACCGUUUAUAAAGUGGCUUCAAGAAGCUGAGGAAGAAUCGUCUGAGGAGGAUAGUGACUGAUAUCACCAUGACAUGGGGAAAAUAAUGGACAUCAUAUAUUAUUAACAUGACAUUAAAUGUCUAAGGCGUACACUAAAAUAGUUAACGAUAUGAUAUCUAGUAAAUAUAGUUGACCUUGGCUAUUUAAACGGCCUUAUGACAUAUUGAUAGAAGAAUUAUCUUCUGAAUAAACAACAAUUGGUUAAAUCAAGCCUGUAUUACAUGUCCUCAUAUAAAACAAUCGUUGAUUGUUAUGUACUAGGUGUCAUGUUAAAUCCUAAAACACAUUACCUGAUGAGGUUGAGGAGAGUCUGGGAAUUGAUUCGUAAUAUUUAUACCUACUAUGGUAUUCACAACACUCAAUCUUAUCUGAAACAAAACAAUUUGUAAUAACUCGUCAGUUUUAAACAAACAUUGCUGUUAAUGAAGUCAACAGUAACAGUAGGGUCUAUGUCUUGUAUAUUUUAUAUACUUUUUACUGACUCUGAUAAUCGUUCCAAACAUUUCAUAUUGAGUGGACAUGUGAUCAAGGUUCUAUGAUAAAAAUUAAUGAUGAUUGCUUGUAUUGUUGAUAUGAAGCUGUAAAGGCUCAGGUGGAGAAGUAUAAUCGUCAAAUGAUUGUUGGAUAAUCUCAGAUUAAUAUUCGAGGUGAGUUCUUCUUGAGGUGUUUGCUUUUCUCCGGAUGCUGAGAUUACUGAUAUUCCUGUGCUAGCAGACAAACUAUUUUAUCCCAUGCCAUUUGCUCUAGAUAACAUAUAAUAGACUUCCUGUAUGAUGUUCACUGAGGUAGCCACCAGCUACUACAGUCAGGCCUCCAAAUGACCCUGGAAGUUCACAGGGUUGUAAGCUCAUGGCCAGCAAACAUACUAAUUGUACAACUAUAAAAUAGUUUGACUCCACGUUCAGGAAGUCCAUAAGUUACCUAUAAUACACUGUACAAUUACUAAUGUCGCCAGUAUUUACUUUGUUGUUUGACUGGGUAAUUGUAUUUAUGGAGUUAAAGGUCAUUGUCAUUUAGCACAGGCUAAAUGGUUGGGCUGAAUUGAUUGUCUAUGAAAUAGAGACAGAUUAAGUGAUCUUAUUUUACUUUUUUGGCCACGAUUCCUUAAGAUCCUUUCAGAUAUAUGCUUGAAAAUAAACAUUCUAAAAUAGAGGAACUAGUUUGUACAAAUAAGCCAAAAGGCCUUGGGUUAAAGUGCUAUAGAAUUGACAUAGUAAUACAAAAAUAUAUGUUGUAAUAAAAGUUCCUCAGUGAUGUAUACAGUUUUAGAUGGAGGUUUUGAUGUCUUGACCUGAUGAUAAACGCCGACCUGGUUACCUGAUCAGAUAUUGCAAUAGAAAUAAAAGGAAAACCAAACUCAU
Messenger RNA from Pecten maximus, 3396 nucleotides. Its product is annotated as translation initiation factor eIF-2B subunit epsilon-like. Gene Ontology annotation, molecular function: translation initiation factor activity; guanyl-nucleotide exchange factor activity; translation initiation factor binding. NCBI's taxonomy places the organism in Eukaryota, Metazoa, Mollusca, Bivalvia, Pectinida, Pectinidae. Gene Ontology annotation, biological process: biosynthetic process. Gene Ontology annotation, cellular component: eukaryotic translation initiation factor 2B complex. The coding region runs from base 1 to 2055 and encodes 684 amino acids. The record is from RefSeq and is a predicted model, not a curated record. The transcript has 16 exons.